This is a messenger RNA of Emiliania huxleyi CCMP1516, 990 nucleotides long. RefSeq lists its product as hypothetical. The transcript has a single exon. Gene Ontology annotation, biological process: thiamine biosynthetic process. The coding region runs from base 1 to 990 and encodes 329 amino acids. The record is from RefSeq and is a predicted model, not a curated record. NCBI's taxonomy places the organism in Eukaryota, Haptophyta, Isochrysidales, Noelaerhabdaceae.
AUGCCAGAGAAGAUCGUCGUCUGCCUCGACUGGACGCCCAACACGAACCACUCUGGCUUCUUCGUCGCCGCCGCGGACGGCCUCUACGAGCGUGCCGGCCUCGACGUCGAGCUGCGCAGCGCCGAUGCAAACCACCAGCUCACGCCGGCGAGGCAGGUCGCGGCUGGCCAGGCUGACUUCGCGGUGGCGCCGUCGGAGAGUGCAAUCUCCUUCUCGACGACCGAUCGCGACGUACCGAGGCUCGUCGCCGUCGCCGCCCUGGUGCAGGGAGAUACGUCCGCCAUCGCCACGCUCGAGAGCUCCGGCAUCGACCGGCCGGCCAAGCUCGCGGGCAAGCGCUACGCCUCGUACGACGGCCGCUUCGAGGACCCGAUCGUGUCGCAGAUGGUUUCAAACGACGGCGGCGACGGCUCGGCGGUCCAGUUCCACUCGCUCGACUCGCACGCGUACGCCGAUGCCGACACCAUGGGCGCCGGGUCGGUGGUGGCGUCGUACCUCGAGAAGGGGCGGAGCGACGCGACGUGGAUCUUCCAGGCGUGGGAGGGCGUGCUGGCGGCGCGGGCGGGCCAGCGGCUGAACCUCUUCGAGCUCAGCGACUUUGACAUCCCGUACGGCUACUCGCCCGUCCUGCUGGCGCACCCGAGCAUGGCCACCGGGGAGCGGUGCGAGGAGACGCGCGCCUUCCUCGCGGCGACGGCGGCCGGUUACGCAAAGGCGGCCUCCGACCCAAAGGCGGCCGCCGCCGCGCUGUGCGCCUGCGGCCACCCCUCGCUCGCGGAUCGCGCCUUUGUCGAGGCCUCCGCCGCCGCUCUCGCUGCAAAGUACCUCGCGGCGGAUGGCCGCUGGGGCAGGAUGGAGGAGGGGCGGUGGUCCGCCUUUGUCGACUUUCUGUCGCGGUCGGGCAUCCUCGUCGACCGGCAAAAGGCGCCGAUCGCGCGUGAGGCCGUCGAUGUGGCGUCGCUCUUCACGAAUGAGUUAUUGCCGCGCUGA